This is a messenger RNA of Penicillium chermesinum, 1305 nucleotides long. RefSeq lists its product as uncharacterized. Lineage: Eukaryota; Fungi; Ascomycota; Eurotiomycetes; Eurotiales; Aspergillaceae. The record is from RefSeq and is a predicted model, not a curated record. Gene Ontology annotation, cellular component: nucleus; cytoplasm. The transcript is spliced from 8 exons. The coding region runs from base 1 to 1305 and encodes 434 amino acids.
AUGGAGUCCCCCGCAAUACCGGUCCCGCUGGAUCCGCAGGAACAGCCCAUCUUGGAACGUCUGCUCCGGACUCGUGAUGCUUUACUUCUCCUCAAGCAAGAUAAAUCAUCCUACAUCAAAUCUCGCGAUGUCCUCCCCCUUUAUGAAGAAGUUAUCAGUGAGGUAGAGAAGCUCAAUUCUGUGCGCAAAGAGCAGGACCGCCGCUUGAUCCAUAACCGACUGGACUAUGUACUAGAUGACUGCUUCCAGUUGAUCUCAUUGCUUUUCUUGACAGUCGGUCGCAAUAAUGAAGCGCCUGCAGUGUACACGCUGGCAACCACUGUCCAGCGCUUGCUAGACCAUCUCGAAGAAGCCGGGUUCUACAGCAACAAGGAUCUCGACUCUAUCACCAAGACCUUGGCUGGCAUGCGCGAAACUCUCGAUCGUGGCCGUGAUACUUAUUCGCCUGCUCUCCUCACCCUGCUCGAAAGCCGUCUUGAACAAUGCCAAAUAUCACUUGAGCGAUUACAAAAGGGACUCGCAGUCCUGGAUCCCGAGCUCGUCAAGACCCAUGAGACCUUGGUCUCCAUUUUGCGAUCUACAUCCGCGGUCAAUACCCGUUCGAAGUUUUCUGCCUCGGAAGUGAACCACCUUCGGGAUCAACUGAGAAAGAUAGAGGCUCAUAUGAAAGAUGGUAACUUUGUUGGCAAGGACGGAAGGAUCCUUGCGGGUCAGGAAGAACUCAAGAAAUUGAUGGAACGAUGCUGGCGAUGGACAGAAAUCGUGUUGGAACGCCAAGGAAAGAUUGAUGAGCGCUUCCAAGAUCAAUACGAAAACCUUCUUGACAUCCGAAAUCAACUCGAUCGGAUAUCCGUGACUCAAGCCUGGUCUCUCCGAGAAACAGAUCUAUUUGGGUACCAGCGCAGGCUUGACCGCGUUGAUGAAAGCCGCGUCAACGGUAACUUUGUUGAUGCAGAGGGUCAGCCCGCAGAUCUUCAUGCACAGAGAACUCUCUUGUACCUUAUCCGCCGCAGCUACGCUUACAUUUAUGCCCUUUUGAUUUCUUCCGAGCCGGUGUCGGAGGCUUUGUUACCCGUCUACAACCAGUUGCAAACUCUUCGCCGGUGCUUGAUCGAGGUGAAGGAAUCUGGUGGCGUUUCAAACUCCCGUGAACUUUAUCCGUACAGCAUGAAGCUAAACUCCAUCGACAACAUGCGCGUCGACGGCAAAUUCUACGUCGGUCCUGAUAUUCCGGAGGGCCAAGGAGUGUCAACUCUCUGCUCGCAGAGUGCUACGACCUUGUUUGGGAGCUACGGGCUGCUGUGA